CUUGUGUUCCGAUGCCUCAUCCAGGCAAGCAAGGAUGGGUUUGAGACAAUUGCACUGCCAGCGUUUGGUACAGGGGCCCUACGGUAUCCUGCCAAGGACGUUGCACAGCUCAUGUAUCACGCUAUUGAUCUAUUCACCCAAGACGAGAGAGCAGGGCCACUGAAAGAGAUUUUCAUAGUUAUCUCCCGUGAGUCAAGGCUGGAAGUGAAACAGCUGUUUCUCGCUCAUCGCCUGUCCCACAAGCUCAAGACAAGGCAAUUGGCUCAUCCUAGAACAGGAUGGAACCCGCUCUUAAUGUUAAUACCUUUUUACACACGGUUACGGUCGGAAAGGGAUUUUCGGUUUACCUGCCUUUUUAAAUGAAGAGGUACGGAAACGGGACACCAAAUGUGAGGUUAGGAUCAUGGUGUCCGACACGCUUGUCCAGAUUAUCAACGGAGGUAUUGCAGAGGCGUGUGACGUCACAGGGGCACUGCUCUUGAUCUGGAGGACGGAAGAUAUUACGAAUCCGAACGGCCAUUCAGGUCUUACAAGUAUUGACCGUAAUAGACACGACUGGGACUGCUGCCGCAGACAAGUUGCGGAUUUAAAGAGGGUUAGAUGUGUGGCGGACACCGUCACUGUCCCAGGGACGACCCUCAUCAACACCUACAGCAGCGACAACAGCCAGACCAGCGUGAGUGAGGCAUUGCAGAGGGGGUUAAUUCUUGCUGCCAAGAAAGGGUGUUACCAUGUGACCGUGCCGGUGCCUGCUGAAGGCAGCCUCGCGGCAAGACCUGAUCGAGCGGGCGCCGCCAUUGCUUUUGCCGUCAACCGGCGUUCCUGUGGUGUGUUUGUCGUAACAGUGGUCAUUCCCGAUAACGCCAUCUAUAUUGGAAUAGUAACCAGUGUCGCUAGACGUGGAAUAGUGCAGGAGCCCCCGGAUGUCAGCAAAGUUUCCCUUGUCGAUUCCUUUUGGAAAGUGACGUUCUCGCGUCAGCACAGCCUUAGAGAGAUACAUACCACAGCAGUGGAUGCCGUCAUGGUCGUCACUUCAGACUCGGAGGAGACAAACAGGAACGCUGCCAAGGCCGUUGAAAGGGAGCUGCACGUGCCGCUGCAGGAUGUCCUGCACGUCCACACAAACCUGACCAGGGAUUAAUCAGAUCAGUGGCCGAUAUUUCGGUUCCAGAUCUGCGUCAAAUGAUAAUAAUUGCCUGCUUGAAUAUCACAUUACGAUAUUGUCUGAAUUGGAAAGCCAAGGCUCAUUGAAAUCCUAGAUAAAUUCCUGUUAUCUGUUCUCAGUUUCUCCUUGCAGGCAGUAAUGAAAUCGUACUAUCUUCUGUUUACCAUUGCAAAGAGGAAGGAACCUGUCUGUCGUCAGUUAACCCUUGCAAAGAGAAAGGAACCUGUCUGUCGUCAGUUAACCCUUGCAAAGAGAAAGGAACCUGUCUGUCGUCAGUUAACGAUAGAAGGGGAUAGAAGGGAAACCUGUCUGACAUCGGUUAACCCUUGCUAACAGGAGGGAAACAUGUCUGUCAUCAGCUAACCCUUGCUAACAGGAGGGAAACAAGUCUGUCACCAGCUAACCCUUGCGGAUAGAAGGGGAACAUGUCUGUCAUCAGCGAACCCUUGCGGAUAGGAGGGAAACCCAUCUGACAUCGGUUAACCCUUGCGAAUAGGAGGGAACUUGUCUGUCAUCAGCUAACCCUUGCGAAUAGGAGGGAACUUGUCUGUCAUCAGUUUUCCCUUG
This is a messenger RNA of Haliotis rubra (blacklip abalone), 1732 nucleotides long. RefSeq lists its product as uncharacterized. NCBI's taxonomy places the organism in Eukaryota, Metazoa, Mollusca, Gastropoda, Lepetellida, Haliotidae. The transcript has 8 exons. The record is from RefSeq and is a predicted model, not a curated record. The coding region runs from base 404 to 1141 and encodes 245 amino acids.